AUGCUCCAUUCAACACUGGCCUUGUCCCUCCUGCUAAUUGCAGUCUCUUCCAACUUCGCAAUCGCCAUCAAAAAGGAGAAGCGAGCACCUCAGACGCUGUCGAGAGGGUGGGGAGAUGAAAUUACCUGGGUACAAACUUAUGAAGAAGGGCUUUAUCAAGCAAAAAAAAGUAACAAGCCACUGAUGGUAAUUCAUCAUUUAGAAGACUGUCAAUACUGCCAAGCACUGAAGAAAGCUUUUGCAGAAAAUGAAGAGAUACAGGAAAUGGCCCAAAAUAACUUCAUUAUGCUGAACCUCAUGCAUGAAACCACAGAUAAAAAUUUGUCACCUGAUGGACAAUAUGUACCUCGAAUCAUGUUCAUAGACCCAUCUCUCACAGUAAGAGCUGAUAUAACAGGAAGAUACUCCAACCGGCUUUAUACUUAUGAACCACAAGACAUACCGUUCUUAAUAGAGAACAUGAAGAAAGCAUUACGCCUCAUUCAGACAGAACUGUAA
Molecule: messenger RNA, 498 nt
Organism: Merops nubicus (carmine bee-eater)
Lineage: Eukaryota; Metazoa; Chordata; Aves; Coraciiformes; Meropidae
Gene: AGR3
Product: anterior gradient 3
Exons: 7
Coding region: 1-498 (165 amino acids)
Cellular component (GO): endoplasmic reticulum
Molecular function (GO): dystroglycan binding
Source: RefSeq, a predicted model, not a curated record